Molecule: messenger RNA, 2484 nt
Organism: Lachnellula hyalina
Lineage: Eukaryota; Fungi; Ascomycota; Leotiomycetes; Helotiales; Lachnaceae
Gene: gyp3
Product: GTPase-activating protein
Exons: 1
Coding region: 1-2484 (827 amino acids)
Source: RefSeq, a predicted model, not a curated record
AUGAGCAUGGCAAAUGGACUGCAUGGCAGUGGGAAGAGUAAUGGUAAUGGUCAUGACAAUGGUCAUGAUAAUCAUGCCUUGGGGUUGUCCACGCCUGGCUCCCUCGAGGUCGAUAAUGCCCCCGUCAAGAGGCAACGCAGCCAGCGGAAUACGAAAUUCAGUCUCUAUCCUUCGCGACCUCGAACAGCCUCGGCGACUACAUCUGGUCCUUCAUCGCCGGUGUCACCAUUCGCUCCGCAACUCCCGCCUCUUCCUCUAUCGUCUCGAGAAGAAACUCUUGCUCCCCCAACGAACAAUCCCCAACGGCCUAAUACCUCCCACCACACCAGCACAAACGACACACCGAGAACCUUCAACACAUCCCCCCAAAUCUCCCAAAUCCCCCAUAGCCUUCACAAGCGACCCUCCGAGGCCUCGAGACUCAGGGCGCUGAACAAUGGCUACAGAUCUCACUCCUCAGACGGCCGACACACACCAGAAUCUGGACUGGAGAGCUUCUCCCGACCACGCCAACCCAGCCUACGCCGGCGGAACGAUUCACCCAAGCCCCUGACCCAUGGCGCAACCUUCCCCCUCCAAGCGCACGACGAAGAGCAAACAACGGAUCAGCAACCAGUAGCACGAGACAGAGGCCUCUCCGUCUCCUCUACCUUGUCUGUUGCCAGCUUCAAACCCUCCCACGCAUUGCGUCCUUCGACAUCCAUACCCGACUACCAAUCCGCAGAUUCAAUAUACUCUCGGCAAAGGAAUUUGAAUAAUUAUAAUUACAGGGCUGCAAGACGACCAGAUAGCAAUUACUCAGCCCAUACACGAGAACCGAUAGCGAGACCUACAGGAUUUGAAAGCGAAGAGGUACGAACCAGUUUUCGCUCAGCAUUGACUACGAAUUCGAGCAUAUUGGGUACGAGUGGGACGGAGAGGAGUAGUGUGAUGACCAAGAGCAGCUCCGCGACUUCGAUAUUUGGACGGGACGAGGGCAUGAGUGUAGAUGACGCUAUUGGAAUGUAUGAAAGCGGAUUUCAGGACUCGGGCACAGAAGAUAAUUAUGGGCCGCCGAGACCCAGUUCUGAGCAAGGGAGGGCGUCAAGGCUGUCGGAGGCAAUGAAUGAUUCGUUGUUGGCGCCUUCUGGUCCUAUUAUUAGGGACUCGGCGGCGAUGUUCGAGUCUGGGAUUAGUUAUCCGCCGAGUCUGGGAGAGAAUAGUGGGCGAGAUGGGACUAUGGAUAUUCAGGAAUCGUAUUUUGAUGGACCGGCUUCGAGUCGACCUGUGACAAGUGCGACUUAUACGAAAGAUGAUGGGACUCGAGAUCGGUACGGCUUCCGGAAAGCUACGGCAAAUGUUCCCAUAGAAAAGUACGAAGCUUGGAACGGACCCUAUACAGAGUACCUUGCUCGACGGCGGAAGAAAUGGGUGGCUCUACUGAAGGAUAACGGCCUCAUUACAGACGACCCCUUCCGCUUCCCACCACAAUCAACUAAAGUAAAACGCUUUGUGAGGAAGGGCAUUCCGCCAGACUGGAGAGGAGCAGCCUGGUUCUACUACGCCGGAGGUCCAGCCAUGGUUUCAAAACACUACGGUGUAUAUGACGACCUUGUCAGGAAAGCAGCUGCGGGCGGAGUGAGCGAAACAGACGACGAGAUCAUUGAACGAGAUCUCAACCGUACAUUUCCCGAUAACAUUAGAUUCAAGCCCGAUACUCCCCCGGGUCGAGACUCUCACGCAGCACCAGAAGUAGAAACGCCUAUGCUGCAAUCACUACGCCGUGUUUUACAAGCGUUCUCAAUAUUCAACCCGAAAAUCGGGUACUGCCAAUCCCUGAAUUUCCUCGCGGGUCUUCUACUUCUUUUUAUGGAAGAAGAAAAGGCCUUCUGGAUGCUUAAUAUCAUCACCCGCGUCUACCUGCCCGGUACACAUGAAGUGAACCUUGAAGGCGUCAAUGUAGAUCUCGGUGUUCUUAUGAUCAGCAUCAAAAGCAUGAUGCCUCAGAUCUGGGCCAAGAUUGGUGGAGAGCUUGACGGUUCUGAUGGUGAUGGGAAGGUGUCUAUGCGGCUACCGCCUGUUACUUUAUGCGCGACUGCGUGGUUUAUGUCCUGCUUCAUCGGUACAUUGCCUAUCGAAACCACACUCCGGGUCUGGGACUCCUUUUUCUACGAAGGCAGUAAAACGCUCUUCCGCAUCGCACUCGCGAUCUUCAAAGUCGGCGAACAGGAGAUCAAAGCUGUAAGCGACCCGAUGGAAAUCUUCCAAGUCGUUCAGACGAUCCCGCGACGUCUGAUUGAUGCUAGCACACUGAUGGAGGUGUGUUUUAGGAGGAGGAAUGGCUUUGGAAACUUGUCGCAGGACACAAUUGAAAAGCUUCGCGCGCAGAGACGGAAAGGGUAUGCGGAUGAGAGGGAGAGGGAUAGGAAGAUAGCUGCAGGCAUAGUACCUAAUGGGGCCGACAGGAAGGGCAUAACUUCUAAAAUGAAGAAGAGAUUAUUAUGA